CAAGCUCUACACAUACACUCACUCCCCCUGUCUCUCACAUUCAUACACACUGUCUUUCUCUCUCUCUCCCCCUGUGACUAUCUCUAGUUUUGAACGUUCCCUUUAAAUACCCUCCCUAACGGGAAAUAACGGUAGUAAGCUGCCUGCUACCGUCCGGUCAGGCUAUCCGAUUUCUCUACGGUCAGUGAAUUUACGUGCAGUCGGACAGGUGCUCGUGCUUUGCGAUGAGAACGCUGUUGAUAUCACUCCUCUGGGUCCUCGGCGGGGUGGAGGAGACCGUGGCCGUACCUGCUGUAGGCCGACAUGCCACGAGAGAGUUCUACAUCGCCGCGGUUGAGAUUGGUUGGGACUAUCUUUACUGGGGCAGCGCUGACUCGUCGGAACAAAGGAGGAGGACCAAGGAUCCCCCUCAGAAAUACAUAAAAGCUGUUUAUAGAGAAUACACUGAUUCCACAUAUUCAGUCCCCAAACCUACAUCAACAUGGGCAGGUAUUCAGGGUCCGGUGAUCCAUGCCCAGGCCAGUGACAGGGUGGUAGUGCACUUUAAGAACCUGGCGUCCCAGCCCUACAGUAUCAGCCCUGUGGGGGUCAGCUACUGGAAACAGUCUGAGGGGGCCGGAUACGAUGACGCCACGUCUAGCCAGGAGAAGGAGGAUGAUGCGGUUGCUCCAGGAGGAUACUACAAGUACGUCUGGGACAUCAACCCUAAUGACGGUCCGACCGUGGGAGACCCAGAAUGCCUCACCUACUCCUACUCCUCCCAGGUGGACACUGUACAAGACUUCAACUCUGGGCUCAUCGGGGCUCUGCUCAUCUGCAAAUCAACUGCAUUUACAGAUAAUGGAGUUCGGAAAAGCAGAGAGUUUAUUCUGCUCUUUGCUGUUUUUGAUGAGAGUAAGAGCUGGUACGGAGAGGUGGGGAGUUUCCGGGAAAGAUUUAAGAAGGCCAAUGCAAGAAAACAGUACCACACUAUCAAUGGAUACGUCAACUCAACUUUACCAGGUCUGACAAUGUGCCAGGGACGAGAUCAUGUGUUCUGGCAUCUCAUUGGAAUGGAAACGUCUCCAGAGAUCCACUCUAUACAGUUCCAGGAUCACACUCUGCAGGUGAUGGCCCACCGUAAGGUUACUGUGGAGAUGACUCCAAUGACCUUCACCACAGCGGAGCUGAAGCCCAGCACUCAGGGGAAGUUCCUCAUCAGCUGUCAGAUCCAAGCAAACAGCCACGUGGGCAUGAGUGCAGUCUUUGAGGUGGAGGACUGCCCAGAGCCUGUGACGGUGCCCGGUCCUGACGUGCGUCGGGUCCAGCAGUCUGAGAAUGAGGAGGACUAUGAAUAUGGAGAUGACAUGUUUGAGUUAUUUGUGUUCAAGCCUGUGAAAAGUCGAGCUGUGGGGCGCUCUCGAGGGGGGAAGAACAAAGUCUGGGUCCAUUACAUUGCUGCUGAGGAGAUCAGUUGGGAUUACGCACCCCACCUCAGCCAGGGAGACAGUCAACUGUUAUCGGAAUACUUUCCCAGGGGGCCUCAUCAGCUGGGUCAUGAAUAUAAGAAGGUGGUGUAUGUAGAAUAUACUGACCAGACCUUCACCAAGAGGAAAUCACCUGUUAAAAGACUGCUGGGACCACUGCUCAGAGGACAGGUGGACGAACACUUCCAGAUAGUGUUCAAGAACCUGGCAAGUCGUCCUUUCAACAUGUAUCCAAACGGCCUCACCAGGAUUUCUCCACUGAGGAAAACAGAGAACGAGGGUGAAAAAGACCUACGUUCCCUGGCUGUACCCCCCAACGGGACAUAUGGGUAUGUGUGGAAACUAACAGCAGAGGAUGGGCCCCUGGAGGGAGACCCCCAGUGUCUGACCCGUCUGUACCAGAGUACCAUCAACCCUGAGAGAGAUCUGGCCACUGGCCUCAUAGGACCCCUCCUCAUCUGCAAGAAGGACUCCAUGGACACCAGGGGGCGGCUGGUGGGCCCAGAUAAAGUGAAGCAGUUGAUGUUCGCUGUGUUUGAUGAGAACAAGAGUUGGUACAUCAAUGACAACAUUCAGAAGUACAGCAGAGACCCCUCCAUGGUCAACCCUACAGACCCUGACUUCUACAACUCCAAUGUCAUCUACAACGUGAACGGGAUUAUGUUCAACGAGCAGAGGGUCCAGGUGUGUAAGGAUGACGUGACCUUCUGGCACCUGUCCAACGUGGGGACGCAGAGCGACUUCUUGUCCGUCUACUUCACAGGAAACCCCUUCAUGAAGGACAACGUGUACGAGUCCGUCCUCACACUCUUCCCAAUGUCCGGGGAGACCGUUACCAUGGAGUCUCAGCUAAUCGGUGAGUGGGAGAUCAGUGCGUUCGACAGCCGCCUGAAAAGCCGUGGCAUGAGCGCCCGCUACUCCGUCCUGUCUUGUAACAUUGAACUGCUGGUGGACAAUGAAGAUGUAGAGUAUGGCCUGGAGGACGUCCUGCCUGACUACGUAGACCACUUCUUCAAACCCAGAUCCCUCCACCCCCAGCCACAGAACAGGACCGUAGCUGUCAGAGUCUGCAGGAAGCAACCUGGCUUAAACCAGAACACAACAACACCGCAAACAGGAAAUGACACAGAUAACGAAGUCGCCAUCGGAGAAUCAGGGGACCACGGGUCUGAUAACAAUGUCACAUUUAAGGCAGGGGACCAGAGGUCAAUCUGUGAGGUCAGGUAUGUGACGGUGUCGUCUGCUGAUGAGGAGGCCAACCUGCUUUCCCAGGGAGGGAUCCCCACAGAUGUUCUAGAGCAACUGGAGAAGGACGGGGAGUGGAAGGCUUCAGAGAACCAGGAGGGAGGGGACCUGGGUGGGGAGCAGGGGGGGAACGGGAGACAGAGACGCCAGGCCGGGUUGGAGGGUGGAGAGAAUGGAGAGCGCAACAAGCUGGUGGAGAAUUGUGAGGAGGAGGUGCUGAAGGAGUGGAAGGGUCAGGUGUAUGGGGAGGCACUAGAGCAGGAGCAGAAGGUGGAGGUGUUGGAUCAGCAGGAGGCGCAGGGUGAGGGGUUCUUAAAGGUGCAGGAGCAGAUGGAGAGGCAAAAGGGCGAGCUGGAUCGAGAUUCACAUCCCCUAACCACCAAUCAUGCAGAUAAGGACCCUCUACUCUUGGAGUUAGACGGAUGGAUAGAUCUAGACCCCCUGAACAAAACUUUGGAAGCUCUCCCGGAUCAGCUGAAAGUGCAGCAGCAGAGGGAGGAGCAGAAGGUGGAGGUGUUGGAUCAGCUGAAGGUGCAGCAGCAGAGGGAGGAGCAGAAGGUGGAGGUGUUGGAUCAGCUGAAGGUAGAGGAGCAGAAAGCUGGGGAUGUGCAUCCCCUAAGCAACAACACUCACACAGAGCUGGACAGACCUCUACUGGAUUUGUUGGAUCUAAACUUCUCCAAUGUCUCCAAUGACAACGAGACGGCUCCCAGGAACGCAGUGUCUCUGGAGUAUGAUGACUAUAGUGAGGAAGACACUGGGACAGCCUACAUAGGGACAGAGGACAACCUGGACCUGAGGACCACAGAUGGACAAUACCGCAGCUACUACAUCGCUGCACAGGAGAUCUCAUGGGACUAUGGGAUCAGGAAACCACAUCAGCUCAUAAAAACAAGAGAGAGGCGUAGGGGAAUGAGGAAGUUCCUGGCGGAAUAUAAGAAGGUGGUGUUCAGGGCCUACAGUGAUAGAGACUUCCAGAUCCCCGUCACCAGAGGAGAGCUGCAGGAACAUCUGGGACUCAUGGGCCCUAUCAUUAAAGCUGAGGUCAACGACCUCCUUACCGUGACCUUCAAGAACAUGGCCUCCAGGCCGUACUCCCUGCACCUUCAUGGGGUGUAUGAUAAGAGCCAGGGUGAUGGUCAGUCCUCCGGGGCUGGGGUGGCGGGGGUCCCUGGGGAGGCGGUCCAGCCUGGAGAGGUCAGGGUCUACACCUGGAGGAUCACCAGGAAGCAGGGGCCCACCGCUGCAGAGUUUGACUGUAAGGCCGGGGCCUACUAUUCUACACAGAAUAAGGAGAAGGACCUCCACUCUGGUCUGAUUGGCCCCUUAGUAAUCUGUAAACCAGGCACCCUCCACCCCCAACUGAACCUACAGCCCAACCUACAGGAGUACGCCCUCCUCUUCCACACCUUCGACGAGACCAAGAGCUGGUACCUGGACGAGAACAUCCGUCGGUACUGCACCCCACCCUGCCAGGCCCAGAAAGAUGACCCCUGGUUUCAGCUCAGCAACAAGUUUGCAGCCAUAAACGGCUACGUGGCAGAGACACUUCCUGGUCUGACUGUAGCCCAGCACCAGCAAGUCAGGUGGCACCUGCUGAACGUCGGGGGCGACGGGGAGUAUCACACCGCCCACUUCCACGGUCUGCCCUUCAGCAUUCACAAGGAGCAGGAGCAUCGCAUGGGGGUGUACAACCUCUAUCCUGGUGUGUUUGGAACAGUGGAGAUGAGGCCGGCCACGGUGGGGACCUGGAUGGUGGAGUGUACAGUAGGAGAGCACCAGCUGGCCGGCAUGAGGGCUAAACUACUGGUCUACAACCCACGAUGCAUCCAGCCUCUGGGGUUGAGGUCAGGAAGAAUAGACGAUUCUCAGAUCACUGCAUCAGACCACAUAGGUAACUGGGAGGCCAGGCUGGCGAGGCUGGAGCUAUCUGGUUCUGUCAACGCCUGGAUGGGCGCGGAUCAGAAAUCAUGGAUCCAGGUGGACCUCCAAAGACCCACACUGAUCCAUGGGAUCCAGACCCAGGGUGCAAGAGCCUCUCUGGGCCUGAAGGACUACUUCAUCAUGUACUUCACCCUCUCCUACAGCCUAGACCAGGAGACCUGGACUAACUACAGGGGGAACAGCACCACGCCAACUUACAUAUUUAACGGUAAUCUGGAUGGCUCCAAGGUGAAGGAGAACCAUCUGUCUCCCCCCAUCCUGGGGCGCUACAUCAGACUGCAGCCUGUCACCAUCCAGAGGAACCCUGCUCUUCGCAUGGAGCUGCUGGGCUGUGACGUCAACAGCUGCUCCUUCCCCCUGGGUCUCCAGAGGAGGUUGGUUCCAGACAGCAGCUUCAGAGCCUCCUCCUUCCUGCAGACUUGGAGGCUCUCCUGGGGCCCCGCCCUCGCACGCCUCCGCCAGGAUGGCAGCGCCAAUGCAUGGCGCCCCAAGGCCAAUAACCCCCAUGAGUGGCUGCAGGUGGACUUCCUGGUUAUGAAACGCAUCACAGGGGUCGUCACUCAGGGGGCGUGGUCUAUUCUGACUCAGAUGAUGGUGACAGAGUUCUCUGUAACCAUUAGCGACAACGGCCACUCCUGGUCCAACGUGGUUGACGAGGGAACGCAAAGAGAGAAGAUGUUCUUGGGGAACAGUGAGCCAGAUGAGGAGAUGUUGAACCUCUUUGAUCCUCCUCUGUUUGCCCGCUUCAUACGGAUCCACCCCAGAAGCUGGCUCAACGACAUAGCCCUGCGCCUGGAGUUCAUGGGCUGUGACACCCAGCAGCGACACUGAGAGACAGGGCAGGGGUCCCCACUGUGCAGCUCCACACUCAAGCCCACCUCAUCUUUGUCUCUUCUAUUUAAUGAGCAUAGCAGUGACGUGAUGAUCAUGAAAUAGUCAUGUCAUUGAUGGAUGAACAGAGUGAGUGAAGUUUAAAAGGUUUGUUUAGCUAGGAUCAGAGUCAUAAAUGAUAUGCUGUUGUAGGAAGUGUCUAUUGAUGAGCUUCAACUGAGAAUAGCUCUUAGGUCUGGUCCCUCCACUAUCAACAGUAUAACACAUUACGUCAGUUUAUGAAGACUGAGUCUCAGACGGUUUGUCUCGUACAAUAUAUACUACUACAAACACUAUGACUUCAGACAUUCCAGAUGUGAUCCAAUACAUGUCAAUAGUACAGUAUAACAAUUAUUUCUGUCUGGAUGUUUACUGACUACAGUAAUCUGUACAGUACUGUAUGUAUAUGCAAUGUAUCAUAUGCACUGAGGGGAGAGGGAUAGAGUUUAUAUUGUUAAAUAAAAUUGGAAUUAUAUCAA
Messenger RNA from Oncorhynchus nerka (sockeye salmon), 6004 nucleotides. Its product is annotated as coagulation factor VIII-like. Gene Ontology annotation, molecular function: signaling receptor activity; oxidoreductase activity; copper ion binding. Gene Ontology annotation, cellular component: plasma membrane. Bases 225 to 5486 code for a protein of 1753 amino acids. NCBI's taxonomy places the organism in Eukaryota, Metazoa, Chordata, Actinopteri, Salmoniformes, Salmonidae. The record is from RefSeq and is a predicted model, not a curated record. The transcript is spliced from 26 exons.